Glycine soja is the source of this 1164-nucleotide messenger RNA. RefSeq names its product pathogenesis-related genes transcriptional activator PTI6-like. The record is from RefSeq and is a predicted model, not a curated record. Gene Ontology annotation, biological process: regulation of DNA-templated transcription. Gene Ontology annotation, molecular function: DNA-binding transcription factor activity; DNA binding. The coding region runs from base 64 to 915 and encodes 283 amino acids. Lineage: Eukaryota; Viridiplantae; Streptophyta; Magnoliopsida; Fabales; Fabaceae. The transcript has a single exon.
CUCUUCCAAAAAUUCUCAAUAUCUGAUUCUCUUUCUUUCUUGGCCUUUGGCUUUUUUGCAGCAAUGGAGUACCAGAGAAAAACCAUCAUCACAAAACUUGUGAAAUCAUCCAAAUUUCUCCCCAAAGUUAUUCGCAUUUCGGUGACGGAUCAAGACGCCACAGACUCUUCUAGUGAUGAAGAAGGAGAACAUGCAAGAGUGAAGAAAGUGAUUAAUGAGAUAAAGAUUGUUUGUGUCAACAACAAGAAAAAUCACAAAAAUCACGACAACGACAGUAGUUGUUGCUAUGCAAAUGCAACCAAAGAGAAUGAAAGUCUCAGACCACAACAACAAAACAUUAAUCCAUUAAAUAAGGUGGGCUACAUGAAUCAGAAUCAAAAUCUCAAACAGCACAAGUUUCGUGGCGUGCGGCAACGGCCCUGGGGCCGGUGGGCAGCCGAGAUAAGAGACCCUACGCGGCGGACGCGAGUGUGGCUUGGCACGUUCGACACGGCUGAAGAGGCUGCCAUGGUUUACGACAAAGCCGCUAUUAAAUUCAGAGGCGCUGAAGCCGUCACCAAUUUCAUCAAACCGCGGUUGAAAGAUCACGAGUCAGUGUCCCUUGAAUGUGACAGUGUUGUCAACGGAACGAGUUCUGCGUGUGCUUCACCCACUUCUGUUCUCGUGUUUCAGCCUUGGAUAGAACCACCGUUAUUGGAAGAAACGUUCAAAGAAGAAGAAGUGUUUAAUGGGUUAACUACUGAUGUUUAUUGUGAUGAUGGGUUCUUGUUUUCCAAUGAAGCACUCUGUGAUCAACCUCUUCCUACGACGUUUUGUAAUGUUGAUUGCAUUGAUAUUCCGUUGGAUGAAGAUCUUGAGUCAUGUAAAUGGGACGUAGAUAAUUAUUUCAGUGAUGAUGCUUCAUGGAAACAAUGAAUUAAAGAUGUGGAUUUCUAACAAACCGUUUGGAAGUGAGUGAGAAUUUUCUUAGUCUGAUUGAGGGGACUGAGUGAGUAAGUGUUAAUUUAUGACUUUAGUUUUUUGAGGAAAAAGUUGCAUCUUUGUGUUUAGUAUAUUCAAAAAGAUGUUUGUUUAUCUAUGUUCAAUGAAGGAAUUUGUAAAUAAGAAGACUACAGUGUUCUUAACUGUCAACUCCCAAGUUUUGAAUUUUUUUUUUGUGGGAUA